Molecule: messenger RNA, 4162 nt
Organism: Bemisia tabaci
Lineage: Eukaryota; Metazoa; Arthropoda; Insecta; Hemiptera; Aleyrodidae
Gene: cm
Product: AP-3 complex subunit carmine
Biological process (GO): intracellular protein transport; vesicle-mediated transport
Cellular component (GO): clathrin adaptor complex
Source: RefSeq, a predicted model, not a curated record
CUAAGCCAACAUGAUCCAACUUUGUCACGUUUUUCUAUGAUGGAUGUGCAUUUACCUGCAAUGGUGUAGAAAUAUACAUUCUUUCGCUCGCCGUCACCCUCUGCUUUUUCUCUCUUAUCGCUUGUUUCAAUAGUUGUUUACGUGCCGUUCCAUGCCAUAAGCUUUAUGACUACGAGUGCGAAACUUAAUGCUUUAUCCAUAGGCACUAUUGAUAUGUAGUUCGAAAUUAAUUUUUUACAAUUUCUUGUCCAGUUUAACGAAAUCAUCUUUCGAAAAUGAUUCAUAGUUUAUUCAUGAUAAACUCAUCUGGGGAUGUGUUCAUGGAGAAACACUGGAAAAGUGUCAUUUCACGUUCAGUUUGUGACUACUUCUUCGAUCAGCAGAGGAAAGCAACAAAUCCUGAGGACAUCCCCCCUGUAAUCGCUACUCCGCACCAUUACCUCAUUGCUAUUUAUCGUUGUAACAUGUAUUUUGUGGCUGUCAACACAACGGAGGUUCCACCACUAUUUGUCAUUGAAUUUCUCCACCGUGUUGUAGACACUUUUUGUGAUUAUUUCUCUGAGUGUACCGAAUCCAUUGUCAAAGAAAACUAUGUCGUCGUGUAUGAAUUAUUGGAUGAAAUGUUGGAUAAUGGUUUUCCUUUAGCAACAGAAAGUAAUAUACUAAAGGAAUUAAUAAAACCACCAAAUAUUUUAAGGACGAUAGCCAACACUGUUACUGGGAAAUCCAAUGUUAGUGCAACUUUACCAAGUGGUCAACUAUCUGUUGUUCCUUGGAGGAGGACAGGAGUCAAGUACACCAGCAAUGAAGCAUACUUUGAUGUUGUAGAGGAAAUAGAUGCCAUCAUUGACAAAUCAGGCUCAGUAAUCUUUGCUGAAAUUCAAGGCUAUAUUGACUGCAGUAUAAAGCUCAGUGGUAUGCCAGAUCUAACGCUAUCUUUCAUUAAUCCCCGUCUUCUUGAUGACGUCAGUUUUCAUCCCUGUGUUCGUUAUAAACGGUGGGAGUCGGACAGAAUAUUAUCUUUUGUACCCCCAGACGGAAACUUUCGGCUCAUGUCUUAUCAUUUUGGACCACAAAGCAAUGUCUUCAUUCCAUUUUAUAGCCAUUUUUCCAUUACAUUCAAAGAUGUUGUCGGAGGAAAGUUAGACAUCACUGUUGGAGCUAGGCACACCUCUGGUCGAACGCUGGAAAACGUUGUCUUAGAAAUUCCCAUGCCCAAAGCUGUUCUCAAUUGUACUUUAACUGCCAGCCAAGGAAAAUAUUCUUUUGAUCCUGUUAGCAAAAUUCUUAACUGGGAGGUUGGUCGUAUUGAAGUAUCUAAAUAUCCAAAUCUUAAAGGAUCGAUCAUUCUUCAGUCAGGAGCCACCAUCACAGAAGGGAACCCAACUGUCAAUGUCAAAUUUACGUUAAAUCAGCUAGCUGUCUCUGGUUUAAAAGUUAAUCGUUUGGACAUGUAUGGCGAGAAGUAUAAACCGUUCAAAGGAGUCAAAUACAUUACAAAAGCUGGCAAAUUCCAAAUGAGAAUGUAAUGACCGAUAUAUUUUUUGAUUCCUUGUAACAAAUUCUUUAAACUUGUUUUUAGGCUUGUUAAAUUUUAAAUUUUUCGUUAUUCAAUUGUAUCAAUUGUAUAGCUAGGAUAAGAAGUUUGAUUGGUCUCAGAAAUCUUGCUGUUGUAAGGUAUCUAACUAAACUUAAUUCAGUUGUUCAGGGGUGCUAAAUUCCUCUCACUUCAUAACUGACUAUUUAGCUGGAAGGUUUAAAAUGAUAACAGAAUGGCCAAAAUUAGACCUCUUGCGCUUAAAAUUAUUCCAGGUCAUACAUAGGUUUUGGUAGAUUCUGAGCCUUGUAUCACCUAUCAACCACACCUGAGGUGCCUAAAUUACCGAAUUUUUUUUUUUUUUAUUAAGAACUUGAAGCACUCUCAAGUUCGAGUUAACUUUUGGCUUUAGUUGCUAAACUGACAGCCACCUCACUUCGAGGGUCAGGGUUAGUACGCAUCCAUGCUCCAGACUUUCACAUUUUCAGAGAUCGAGGCCGAGUGGAGUCUGACUCUGUAGAUCUACUCGUCAGUUCCCUGAAAAUUUUUCGCCGCCACGGGGAUUUGAACCCAGAACCUAUCGGUCUAGAGUCAGACACGCUGACCACUAGGUCAACUUGACCGAUCUGCUGAAUGUUAAACUAAUGCAAGAGGCAUUGAGUUUUUAACUUGGCCCAGAUAGAGGGGUACUUAUGUUCACGAUAGCGCAACAUUUAGUUAAACUUUUCCCAGUCAAACUAGUUUGACUUUGCAAAUGGCGGCUCGGGUCAAUCUCUAUCUUGCUUGAAAAGUAUGAUCAAAUCAACAGAAAACGCAUGAAUCAAAACAGUUAAUUUUCCACAAAACUGAGGACGCAACCCGACAUUUUGUCGGGUUGCGUCCUCCUAGACGUCUCUCUUUUCCUUUUAAGAAAAACUCUUUUUGUAGGCUUCAAACUGAUGUUUCUUAACAAGCCCACUACAAAGUUUUGAUUUUUGAAAAGAAGUUUUCAGGCCCAAUAUAGCUGGGGCUCCUCCUUGUGAACCUCUUAAAAUUUUGAGUAUGGUAUAAAGUAGCUAUUAUUGAUGGAGGAAUAUUCCUGAAAUUUCAAAUUUCUUUAAAUGCAACUGGUCAAAAGUUCACAGGAGAGGGUCCAGACUGUUGGAUCACUGUGCACGUAUAAAAACAAAUUGAAUACUCUGGCCAUUUGUCUCUCACCGUAUCUCAUUAGAGUUCAUUUGGUACUUUCGCUGUACAGUUGUUGAUCUAAUUUUUGUCAUUUCUGAUUUUAAUUUCCCCUCAGAAUAAAGCAGACUCAGCACUAUUCUACCAUCUUGUUACUCUAAUAAAUUUCUCAUACAUUCAUGUUCCAUGAGAUUGCUUUUCAUGCUGUUCUUAUUAAGCGUGAUGGAGUGCGACAAAAUGUGCCUUGAAGUUGAAACUCAAACCGUUCAGCAUAGUAAAAAACAGAACUUGAGAUGAGAAAUGUCUACCGCAAGUUUUCAGUGCUGAAUGUUCUCUCACUCUCAAAAACUUCGGGCCAGAGUUUCAAGCCACAAUCUACAUUAUUACUGUUGUAAUAAGCUUUUGAAAUAAUUUGUUUCCAAGAUUGGGAGCAGUGCUGGCAAACUAUCAGUGGUUUUCUCAAAUUCCUUGUUUUUCAUUCUGAAAAUUUGAAUCGCUGCCAAAGUGUGAUUUGGGUACUCUUACUCUUUGAGCCAAUUGGUGCAGAAUCGAUUCCUCUAAACUGAGGCACAGUUGCUUCAUUUUCUCCCCUCUUAAAGGCUCAUAUUGGCUGCUUUUGGUAACUUAUCAACGGUGAAACUCCUAAACCACGUACUUCAUGUAUGGUGUUUUAAAUUCUCUGCUCCUAUUUUAUUUUUGAUGAGGAGAGCAAAUCAGCAGAAUUCCUUGAAGUUUUCUCAGAAUUUUUCUUGCACAGAGAAGGAAAAUCAUGGAAGUGCUAAGCAUUGAUGUUGAGUUGUUUUUCUAUUAGAAGAAUAAAAGUAUGAAAGGAAGUCUUAAACAUAGCAAACUAAGGUACGCAGUUGGGGAGUUUCAACGUCGUCAUGUAAUGCUGCGAGUAGGAAUCGCAAAAACUUGUUAAUUAUAUCGUUGCAGAAAGUCUACACUGAACUCUAUGAACUACUAGACCUAGUCUGAUAUCAAGCAUUACAGUGAGUGUUUCCUCAUAAAAAUUACACGUACAGUGCUGUGUAUCAUAAUGAAUACAUUGACAAUUUCCAAUUUUAUAUUCUACUUAAGGAAUCAGCGUUUUCUAUUCAGUCCAUUCAAACUAGCUGCUCACCGCGGAAACCGAAAUCUAGUGAAGUCGAAUUCGGAAUUCUACUCAUUUUAGUAUGUUAGCCAAUAAAAUAAUAUUUUCGAGGUGCUUGAUUUUGUUAAAAGGUCAAAAACCAGGUAUGAUGAGUAGAAGGGGGAAUAAAGUUUGUGAAAGAAAAGUAAUUAUUUGCAGAUGGAUGAGUUUGUUUUAAAUGACCGCUUUGACAUCUAUUGAUUUUGGUUUUUGGUGCGAGCAGUAAAUGCGAAUUCUCUGACUCUAGAAUGAACAAUUUAUGCUAAUCUCUCUCUUUCAUGUUGAUUGUUUUUAUUUUAAAAGUAAUUAAAUUUUGAUGAGAAAACGUA